UGGCUCGGGACCCUUGGAGGCCAUGAAACGCCGAGGCCGCGAGGAGGAGGAAGCCUGCGGCGUGUGGCUGGACGCGGCGGCGCUGAAGCGGAGGAAAGUGCAGAGGCAUUUAAUCACAUCAAAUACCAAACUGCUAACACUCUUUCCUGGAGACAGAACUAAAAUUUCUUUUCCUCAAAGAAGAACACCACCUGUAGGUGUUCGGCAGACCAGCAUUGCUUCCUUCUUCACAUUGCAACCAGGAAAGACAAAUGGUGUUGACAAGAGAAAUGCUUCGUCUCUUAGAGAGAAUCAAACUAACCAAGAGUCUAAAGAAGAUGUAACCCAACUAGAUCAUCCAGUCCAGGUCACAGAGAAUGACUGCAUUACACCCCCUUUAGCCACUUCAACCCCUGCAGACAUCCAGGAAGUUGAACUUUCUCACUCCUUCCAGGAUGGCUGUCCCAGAACAGGAACCCCAGUUUUGACUGUGCCAUCUGCAUUGCAGCCUGACACCUUAGUCUGUGACGGAGAGAGUAAAGCCUCACUGACUUGUCCAUUCAUUCGUGAUUUGGAAAGUUCUUGCUUGCUGAACCAAGAGGAGGAAGAGGAUUCUUUCUGGAAAAGGAAAUGGCUUCGUGGAUCUAAGCAAAAUAACUAUCAGGGUGUUGGGAGACACAUGAAACCUCUUGAGGGUAAAAGCCAACAUCCUUUGGAUAGAACUAAAUUGGGAAGACUGUCUGCUAAAGAAAAUAGGCAGGCUCCUAUCCUUCAAACAUACAGGGAUUCCUGGAGUGGAGAAAACACAGAAUCAGUGAAACAAAGCCCUGGUCCUGGUCCUAUACUUUCCUGGGACACUGGAAAGAAUGAAGACUCUUGGAGUCAGCUUUUCACUGCAGAUUCUCAGGGCCAGCAGGUCAUUGCUCACAACUCUAGAUCUCCUUUCCGAGAGGUCACCAACAAAAGGAAUCAGGACCUAGAACUGAUCUCUAAUAGCCCUCGGGCUAAGUGUCAGGAUGGGGCCAUGCAAUUAAGCCUGCAAUCUGAUUUGCUUUUUACCCAGGAUUCUGAAGGCAAUAAGGUUAUCAAGCACCGUAUCUAAAUGUCUUUAGGAAGAUCUGGUUGUGAAUAGACCUUGUACAAUUGAGAGGGUAAUAUUUUGACAUGGAUGGGAAGGGAGGCAUGGUGGUAAAGCUGUCAUUAUUGAGCAUUUUAUUUGUGGUAACUAAGGUUGUGGCACUUGUAGAAAUAACUAUUGACAUUAUGCCUUUCAUGGUGGCUGGUAAAUUCCUUGAAUCCUAGAUAGGGACCACAGGUAGAACAGACAUUUCUCUACUGAAGAAAGCUACUGAUAUUGCAUACAGCCAUUUUCGUUCUUUCAGAUACCUGAAAGACAUUGCCUAUUACGAAUGUUUUAUUUUUAUGCUACACCUGGGGGUGCUCAGGGGAUAUUCCCAGUUUGUUGCUUAGAGGUUGCUCCUAGCAAAGUUCUGGGGACCAUGCAGUUUUAGG
Molecule: messenger RNA, 1491 nt
Organism: Sorex fumeus (smoky shrew)
Lineage: Eukaryota; Metazoa; Chordata; Mammalia; Eulipotyphla; Soricidae
Gene: AUNIP
Product: aurora kinase A and ninein interacting protein
Exons: 3
Coding region: 23-1081 (352 amino acids)
Biological process (GO): spindle organization
Cellular component (GO): spindle pole; centrosome
Source: RefSeq, a predicted model, not a curated record